AUGACGGCAACUUGCAGCUACCUCGGCCCUGCCUGGGGCCACAUCGGCGUCGGCCGCGACGACGGCGUCGCUGCAGGGGAAUUCUCGCCCAUCUACUACCAGCCGGGCACGUGGAGCCUCGUGGAGAACCGGACGUACUGGUUGAGCGAGACGCCCGACGUACCAGGCUCGAAGGGCCGGGACGCUGCGCUCCCCCGUAUCGUCACCGUCGCGUCUUUCCAGCAUAUUGAAAGUGGACUGCCGCUGGUGUACAUGUGCACGCAUUUUGACCACCAGGGCCAGAUUGCAAGAGAACAGAGUGCAGAACUCUUGGUCAGCCUGGCCAAAGAGUGGGAGUCCUCGAGUGAUGAGGUUGUUCCGGUCUUUCUUGGCGGCGAUCUGAACAUUGAGCCGGAUAAUGCGGCUUACCAGACCUUGAUUGCAGAGGGAAACUUGCACGAUAUCCGUGAUGUAGUUUCUGAGUCCAGGAGGACGGGAUAUUCUAAGACGUACACUGCUUUCACGGACGACGUCUCGGAUGACACGUUACUUGACCACUUGUUUGUACGCGAUCCGACGGCCGUAGGGAUGGCGUUCUUGACUUACGCAGUUUUGCCGAAUCAGUUUGAUGACGGGGUGUACAUAUCGGACCACCGACCCGUUAUCGUCGAUAUCAUGAUGAGUGUAUAG
Messenger RNA from Colletotrichum orchidophilum, 669 nucleotides. RefSeq names its product endonuclease/Exonuclease/phosphatase. Lineage: Eukaryota; Fungi; Ascomycota; Sordariomycetes; Glomerellales; Glomerellaceae. Gene Ontology annotation, molecular function: 3'-5'-RNA exonuclease activity. The transcript is spliced from 2 exons. The coding region runs from base 1 to 669 and encodes 222 amino acids. The record is from RefSeq and is a predicted model, not a curated record.